Austrofundulus limnaeus is the source of this 5101-nucleotide messenger RNA. Its product is annotated as bromodomain-containing protein 1. NCBI's taxonomy places the organism in Eukaryota, Metazoa, Chordata, Actinopteri, Cyprinodontiformes, Rivulidae. The record is from RefSeq and is a predicted model, not a curated record. Gene Ontology annotation, biological process: regulation of transcription by RNA polymerase II. The transcript is spliced from 12 exons. Bases 341 to 3841 code for a protein of 1166 amino acids. Gene Ontology annotation, molecular function: protein binding.
GGUUUAAGCUUGUACGUCAUGACGUCACCGCGUGGCGACUCAGAGACAGCCGCAUUGUUGUGGGGGAAGCGAAGCCCAGGCUGCUGCUGAGCUGUGCUACUUCCAACCACUAUCCCACCGUUCAAAAGAACGCAGUUUGUACCCAGGUACACCUGUAACCGUCUCCGUCGCCCUGGAUUCUUGCCGGUCACCUUCAGGUUGUACCCGGUUCAGGUUGAGCCAUGGCCACCGGAACAAACUGAAUGUGGAUUUAACUGCUGCUCUGCUCCGAAGGCCGCGCCGCCAUUGCUCCGGUUGAAACAAGCUGGUGAACACACCGAGGAUCUUCAUCGAUUUUAAAAUGAAGAAAAAAUGCAAAACUCGCCGCCCUGCUGUGUUGAAGAGGGACGCUUCUCCUAUCAAGCCCUCGCCCAACAGGGAGACACUCACGUACGCACAAGCUCAGCGGAUAGUGGAGCUGGAGGUAGACGGCCGGGUGCACAGGCUCGGCAUCUACGACAAGCUGGACGUCAUCGCCGACGACGACCCCACGGCUCAGGAGAUCGUGGAGUGCAACAGCAACAAAGAGAACAACGAGAAGCCCCAGCAGGUUCUGGUUCGCUCUGUGCGUCUCAAAAACAGCCAGCAGAAGAAGAACUCCACUCUCUCAACCCCGCACAGCGGCAGCACGGGCAGCCUUCUGGAGCCGAAGGUCAGGACGGUUGAAUACAAUCUGCCGGUGGUGCCGAAGCGACCGGCGGCUUAUUACAAAUACACAGAGAGGACGGCGGAGGAGCUGGACGAGGAGGUGGAGUAUGACAUGGACGAGGAGGACUACGCCUGGCUCGAGUUCAUGAACGAGAAGAGGAAGAGCGAGGGCGUCAGCCAGGUGUCUCACAACCUGUUUGAGUUCCUCAUGGACCGCUUUGAGAAGGAGUCCUUUUCAGCCACUCGGGGUCAGAGCGACCUCCAGUCGCAGGUGGACGAAGACGCCGUCUGUUGCAUCUGCAUGGACGGAGACGGAGCAGACAGCAACGUCAUCCUCUUCUGUGACUCUUGCAACAUCCCCGUGCACCAGGAGUGCUACGGGGUGCCGUACAUCCCUGAGGGUCAGUGGUUGUGUCGCCACUGCCUGCAGCGUCCAUCACGGCCUGCUGAGUGCCUCUUCUGCCCCAACCGAGGAGGAGCCCUUAAAAAGACCGACGACGACCGCUGGGGCCACGUGGCGUGUGCUCUGUGGGUGCCCGAAGUCGGGUUCUCCGACACGGUUUUUAUUGAGCCCAUAGACGGCGUCCGCAACAUUCCACCCGCCCGCUGGAAGCUCACCUGCUACCUGUGCAAGGCGAAGGGGGCUGGGGCUUGUAUACAGUGCGACAAGAUCAACUGUUACACCGCCUUCCAUGUCAGCUGCGCUCAGAAGGCUGGUCUCUACAUGAAGAUGGAGCCUAUCAGGGAGCUGACGGAUUCCGGUGCCACCACCUUCUCUGUGAAAAAGACCGCCUACUGCUGCAGCCACACGCCGCAGGGCUGCGACCGCCGGCCGCUCAACAUCUACGACGAGCCCCAUCCAAAGAACGGAGCCUGUCACAAGAGGGCAGACAAGAGGGGGAAGGCUCGCUCUAAGGGCUGGCAAAAGAAAAAGAUUAAGAAAGCAGAAGCCGAACCUGAAUCUGAGACCCCAGCUAACUCUGGACCCAGCAUCACUGCUUCAAGUUUUGACACUAUCCUGAAUCAAGUAGCCGUUCAGAGGAAGCGUCAGUUUGUUGAGCUGGUCCUGAGCUACUGGGUGCUGAAGAGGCAGUCGAGAAACAACGUGCCACUGAUCCGCAGACUACAGGCCAACCCUCACCCCCCUAAAGCUAUACAGCACAUGGACCGCCUGGAGACGAACCAGACGCUGAGAGAGCAGCUGAAAGUGUGGCACCGCCUCCGCCAUGACCUAGAGCGUGCUCGACUUCUGCUGGAGCUCAUCAGGAAGAGAGAGAAGCUGAAGAGGGAGGAGUUAAAGCUGCAACAGUCGGUUCUGGAGGUCCAGCUGAGCCCCUUCAGCAUCCUGCUGAGGUCUGUGCUCAGUCAGCUGCAGGCCAAGGACCAGUACAGCAUCUUUGCUCAGCCUGUCAGCAUCAAGGAGGUCCCUGACUACAUGGAGCACAUCAAGGAGCCCAUGGACUUCUCUACCAUGAGGAAACGAAUCGACGCUCACGAUUACAGGAGCUUAGACGAGUUUGAGGCAGACUUCAACCUCAUAAUCACCAACUGCAUGAAAUACAACGCUAAGGACACAUUCUUCUACAAAGCCGGUCAGCGGAUGCAGGACCACGGAGGAGUCAUCCUCAGACGAGCACGCAAAGAGGUUGAGAGGAUCGGCUUUGACUUCCCCAGCUGCUUGCACUUGCCUGAAGCCCCCAAACUGGAGCCACCACCUCUCUUCUCCUGGGAAGAUGUGGACCACCUGCUGACCCCCUCCUACCGUCAGCUGACCCCGCUGAAGGAUCAGCUGAAGGAGCUCCUGGAGAAGCUGGACCUGAGCACUGCCAUGAAGAACAGCCCAUCCCGCAGUAAGAGGCUCAAACUGCUCAAAAAAACUAUAAUGGAAGUUCGCAGUGAGAUGAGCUUGAAGAAUUCUCUCCCACCACCUCCACCACCCAUCACCUUGGAUCUUGUCCCAACUCCCACUCAGUUGGAGGAGAACCCACCACCAGAAGCCCCAGCGCACCCUCUACCUCCACCAACAUUAGAGCUGUUAACCUCACCAUUUCAGCCCGAAACCUCACCCAGCAACUCAGAACCACCCUCCCUCAAGCCCUUCACUCCCCUUUCAGACGGGACUCCCAUUGAGCUGUCUGAAAACACAAACACGUCUACCUCAGUGCCCGCAAACAUUUGCAACGGGUACAUUCCAGACCAGCUUCUUUUCAAUGGCGACAUUCACGUGGAAGCAUCUAGAACCUGCAAUCGACGGACCAACAUCCUCUUCCGUAAGUCCAAGAGUGCCAGUCCACAGAAACCACCUAAGGGCCAAGAGGUGUCAGCUGUGGCACAACCAUCCCUGGGCGCCAAAACCUUCCUGUCAGUGGUGAUCCCUCGACUGGAGACGCUCCUCCUGCCGAAGAAAAGAACUCGCUGCAGCAGCGCAGACAGUGAGGAAGAUGGGGAGACACCAAUCAAACGUCUUGGCACAGAAGUAACAAAUGGUUUUGUGAUGGAGGAGAAGAUGGUUUCCCAGUCGCCUCGGCUGCUGGAGCCGCGUCGCCGAUGUGCCUCAGAGUCCAGCAUUUCUUCCAGCGGCAGCAUCUUCUGUGGAACAGGCACGGUCAUCAUGUCUAAAGGUGGUAAAGGACGACCAGCAGCAGCUCGACGAAACACUGUAGAUGACAAAAACACUCUGACCCGAGUCGAAAACGGAGACGUCAGCAAAACUACCAAGAUCUGUCCAGAGGUGUGGAAUCCCACCGCUGCUUCUUCAUUUGUUCUGGAGCCUCUUAAACUAGUUUGGGCUAAAUGUAGUGGAUAUCCCUCCUUCCCUGCCCUGAUCAUGGACCCCCGAGCCCGGAGGACCUCGUUUCGACACAGAGGGGUGGAGCUUCCCAAGCCGCCGCUGGACGUUCUCAGAGCCGGAGAGCAGAUGCAGUUCAGGUCCGCAGAGAAACUAUUCCUCGUCCGCUUCUUCGACAGCAAGCGCAGCUGGCAAUGGCUUCCUAGAUCCAAGAUGGCUCCCUUUGGGAUGGACCAGACCUUCGACAGAAUGAAACUGAUGGAGGCUCGCACUUCUUCCAUCAGAAAAGCGGUGCGGCUCGCUUUUGACCGAGCCGUGACCCACCUGAACCAGGAGCCAAGCAGCAGUCUCAGUGUCACAGACUGAGCCCACCCACCCUGCAGACGCACAACACUCACACAUUUGUGUUUACCAUUUCCUGUGAACUGGAAUCGUUUCCACACCUCUUCACACCUGUCUGAGUUACUGUAUCUGAUAACGGUUGUCCUGUUUGUCAAAGAGCUAUGCAAUGAAAACAACUCAGUUAGCAGCUGCAAAAAAGUGGAAGCUAAAAUAAAAAAAAGCUACUUUUGCUACGAGGACUGAAAACUGCAGGUUAGACCCUGCUGAAUGUGUCAGAGGUCCACUUCUGACCACUUUAAUGUGCUGCAAGACUGCUGCUCCAGUGUCACUGCCAUGUGUGUGUGUGUGUGCUUGAAUGUGAGUGUGUGAGUGAGAGACAGCAGCAGCUCAUGUAAAUAUGUCCCACAUGGCCUGACACUAACUUAUUCACUCCUUCAGUCUGUUUUGGUACACAUCAUUCUGAUCUGUAGAUGAGAAGUUGUUGCCGGUGCCUCCGGUGUUCCUGCUGGUGCUAUCUCCACAGAGAGAACAACAACAAAAACCAUGCAUACUGUAUUGAUCAUUUUUAGCUUCUUUUGUACAGUUUUUGUAAGUUAUUGAGUUCUCAAGCUUCACGAUAUAUGGCAUUAAUUUUGUCCCUUUUUUUUUACCUAAAUGUUUUUAUCGGACUACUUUUUUUGUUUGUUUGUAGAUAUUUAUAUAAAAUCUAUAUAGAAGCUCUCAAAGUAUAAAAGGUCUAAUGUGCAUCAUUUACCCCAAAAACAACAAAACUCUGCAGCCCACAGGUUUCCCACUAGUGUGUUUUUUAUGUUUCAAAGUUUUGGCCUUUUUGUUUGUGUGCAGUGAUGAAAUGAAAUCUUUUAUAAAACACGACCAUCUUCUCUGUGUGAACUGAACUUGAGUAAUAAGAGAAGAGAAUGUGCCUGAACUAAUUUAUUCUGAAGCAGAACAUGUAUAAUCAUCACUUUAUCAAGGUAGGGUCCUACAGAGACCCUCCUUUCUGUUGCAGGUUUUUAUGAUUAUUUGGGUUGUUAGCAUUAAAUCUGAGAGGUGAUCGUGUUGGAUGUUUUACUUUAGCAGGGAAGCAAUGGGUGGCCUACCUGUAUUUUAAUUUGUUUGUUUUUGGCCCUUCUGGUUGUGGAUGUUGUGUGUAAAUAGAUUUGGUACUUUAGCUGAUUCUCAUAAAUACAGUUCUAGCCAAUGGGAUCAGAAAGCAGCCAGCUGGCUGUAAGGGAUUUUUAUACUAAAACACUGAAAAUUAAAAUAUGUUAUUGAAUCACUGAA